This is a messenger RNA of Naegleria lovaniensis, 960 nucleotides long. RefSeq lists its product as uncharacterized. The transcript is spliced from 2 exons. The annotation marks the transcript as partial. The record is from RefSeq and is a predicted model, not a curated record. NCBI's taxonomy places the organism in Eukaryota, Heterolobosea, Eutetramitea, Acrasida, Naegleriidae.
AUGACCAAAGUAGUUCCUGCUUCUUCUGAGGCCGAAGUGGGUGAUGUUGCUCCAAACGGCUGCGAUCAAAAACAAUCACAAAAUAAUGAUUUAAAACAGGAACAAGUACUUGGAGAUGGGUUUGAGGGAGAUCGAGAUUUAGAAUCUCAACAUGAAACAUGUGAUUACCUACACAGAAAAACGGGCAUUAGAAUUUCAGAAAUAAUUUCCAUAUUGGGAUGGCUCGUUUGUGGAGCUGUUUGUAUUUAUUAUAUUUAUAUUGAGGCUGUUGGUUACCAGGAUGCUGUCAGCAAUCCUACCACUUCGGUUGCUUAUGUGGAACAAGUACCACUUCAUUUUCCAGCAGUGACGAUUUGUAAUUGGAACGCAGCUUAUUAUUGUGAUUAUUGCACGUUAACGUUACGAGCCUGUACAAUGGUCAACGCAACAGAUGGAACAAUUAUUGACUGUCCUUUCGAAAUGACCACGACAACGAUCGAGCAAAGUGGACAAUUCUUUACGUGUUAUGUUUUCAACAACAAUACAGAGCAUCCUGUGAGCGUGAGUACGACCGGCUAUGGAGGGUCGAUUAGCAUGUACUUUGAUGUACCACUAGCGCCUCUGGAUAGAGAUUCUCGUUUCGGAUUGCAGGCUUCUUUUCAUGAAAUAGGUACUGUCCCUCCAGUGUUUGCAGAGACAAAUUUUGCAGUUCCAUUCGUUGAUAAUUUCUUUACCUUAACUAAGGUCAUUACGAAUCGAUUGAAAGAAACGAAAGAAGCUCCCAAACAUACCGUUUAUUGGAGCUCUCGAGUCUCUAACGUUCAGUUAACACAGAAUAGCUCGACAUCUGUCGUUGUGUCCUUUGCGUACACGACAUUGAAUAUCAAAGAAAUUACAGAAAUUGUUUCAAAAACAUCGCUUCAGCUCUUUGGAGAAAUUGCUGGAAUGCUUGGUACACUGAUGGGCAUUGACAUUUUAAAA